Molecule: messenger RNA, 646 nt
Organism: Paramecium octaurelia
Lineage: Eukaryota; Ciliophora; Oligohymenophorea; Peniculida; Parameciidae
Source: the annotation of a GenBank genome assembly
UAAAUGUAAGAAAAAGUCAAAAUUCUAAUGUUAGGAGAAGGUGCUGUUGGCAAAUCAUCACUUCUAAAUCGUUAUGUGGAUGAAAAGUUUUCUGAGAAUAUCCAGGCUACGUUGGGAGUAGAGUAUAGAUAGAAAAUUCUUACUUAAGGAGAAAAGCAAUUGAUUGUUUAGGUUUGGGACACUGCGGGUAACUAUUAAGUCUAAUGUUUAGGAUAGGAGAGAUUUAGAGUUAUUACUCCAAUUUUUUAUAGAAAUGCUUAAGGAGUGUCUUUGGUUUAUAGUGUUGUGGAUAAAAACUCAUUUUAAUAAGUUUAAACUUGGAUUGAUAAUUUAAAAGACUAAAUUGAUUGUGAAUAAGUCUCUAUAGUUUUAGUUGCAAAUAAGUGUGAUAUAGCAUAAAGGGAAGUAACUACUUUGGAAGGCUAACAAUUAGCUUAAAAAGUAUUUUGUUAUUCUAUCCAAGUAUUAAAUAAAAUAUUUUGAAUGUUCUGCAAGGACAGGUGCAUAAGUAAAGGAAAUGUAUACAGAAUUAGUUUAAUAAAUACUCAUUAGAAGAGGAUAGAUUAAUAGUUCUCAAAACGUAGAAAAAAAUCAAUAAAACAUUCAAUUAGAUGUAGGUGAUACAUAACCAUAAAAAUGUUGUUGA